AUGUCUGAAAAUUCCAGUGACAGUGAUUCAUCUUGUGGCUGGACUGUCAUCAAUCAUGAGGUACCCAAUCUCAAAUUAAUAAAGUUCUUUCAGUUUAAGACUAGCCAUAUACAUGGUGAGGCCCUAGCAGGCCUAAGCUGCUCAGAAACCCGGAAGGGCCCUACCUAUUCGUGUGGACCUCCAAUAUACUGCUUUCCUUUAGUCCUGAGGUUUUUUGUGUCUCUUCAGAUCUUGGGCUCUGACAUAGAGACAGUGACUUCAGAAAAUGGAAGCACAAAUGAUAACCAUGAGUUUGUUUCAGAAGAAUAUGUUUCUUUGCAAGAAGUGGAGCAACCAAUAGAUUUGCAAGCUCAGUGCAGCAAUGAAGGAGAGGUACCAGUGGUAGAUAGUACUCUCCCAGCUUUUGAGGAAACUGAGACAGUUCCAGAGUGUCCUGACAUUGUUACACUUGAAGCCCCAAAACCAGAAGAAACUCCAAGUCAGGAGGAAGCUCCAGCUGAUGAUGAAGUUGGAGGUUCAGAGGAUUUUAACAUGGGUUCCUCCUCUAGCAGUCAAUAUGCGUUUUCCCACCUAGAAACUGUUUUUUCAUCUCAGGCUAGCAACGAUGAGUCAAGUAGUGACGAAACUAGCAGUCAGUCCAGUCCCACAGUACGAAAACGUCGGGCUAAGAAGAGACUGAUCUCCAGCUCCGAGGCUGAGGGUGGGUGCCCUGCUGAGGAGUCUGAACCUCCCGGAGAAGAGCAGCAUAAGCACCAGUUCAGUAGUGGCCUUAACAGAUGCAUCAUACUAGCUUUGGUGAUUGCAAUCAGCAUGGGCUUUGGACACUUCUAUGGUACAAUACAGAUCCAGAAACGUCAGCAGCUGGUGACAAAGACACGUGAAUUAAAGGAUAUGAAAGAUGACCUUUACCAGUGCCAACAAGAGCAAGGAGAUAAAUGUUUUUGCUUGUUCUCUUUUUGUUUGUAUUGGUCACUCAAGGGAGAUCUUGCCACAUGUUUGACCUCUACUGAUGUGGAGAAGAAAUCUUUUGAAUCUCAAAAAAAAAGUCUUGCUGUGGAAAAUCAGCAUUUAAGAGAAUCUCUAGAAAAGGAAGAAAAAGCUUUGGCCUCACUUCAGGAAGAAUUAAGGAAGCUAAGACAACAAAUUAGAAACUUAGAAGAUAAAGGUACUAGCACUGAGUCUAUUGUAAUGGAAAAUCAGAAACUAAGGGAACAUUUGGAAGAGGAAAAGCAAAGAAACCACAACUUUCUUAGGCAAAAGGAAACACUCUUUGCUGAGGCACAGAUGUUAAGGAGAGAACUGGACAAAGAACGUCAUGUUACAGAAGUUCUAAAAAAAGAACUGGAACAGUUAAGUUCCCAUCAAACACCUGACAAUGCUAAUGAUGAUGACACAUUAAAGGAAAAUCAAGAAAUAGAGAUUCUUCGAGGAAGACUAGUAGAACUAGAAAAAAAGCUAAACUUUGAGCAACAACGCUCUGACUUGUGGGAGAAGCUGUAUGUUGAAGCGAAAGACCAAACUGAAAAACAAGAAGUGAAUGAAAGGGGACAAAAGAAAGGUGCUAAAGGGCAAAGUAAGACUAGAAAGAAAUCAAAGGAAUCAUUUUUUGGUUCAGUUAAAGAAACUUUUGAUGCUAUGAAAAAUUCCACAAAAGAGUUUGUAAGACACCAUAAAGAAAAGAUUAAGCAGGCUAAAGAAGCAGUGAAAGAAAACCUGAAAAAAUUCUCUGAUUCUGUGAAGUCUACGUUCAGACACUUCAAAGAUACCACAAAAAACAUCUUUGAUCAAAAGGAGAAGUCAUCAAAUGAUAGAAGACACGCAGCAAACAAGAAAGCUCGGACUUUUUACCGAGAACAUAACUCUUACGAGAAUCUGAAGCAUGUGUAUUACAGGGGACCUGACAUGCCAAAAGAAUUCAAAGAUGGAAGAAAACAUCAGUUUACAACAUUUGAAAAAGAUACAGAUUCACAGAAAUGUCUCCAUGACCCUUCAUGUAAUAGAAAACAUCACUUUGUCCUAAAGGGCUGCUCUGGUAUUUUUGAAUGUGCUCACCAAGAAUCUCUUAGUCUCUUUAACAGAGUAUCGGAUCCUAUCAGGGUGGAUGAAUUUAGUAGGUUAAUGAAAAAGUAUUUGCAACAAGUUGUACAUAACUUUCAUCACUGGAGAGAACUAGAAAAUUUCAUCAAUAAAUUUUUUCAUAACGGGCUAUUUAUACAUGACCAGAUGCUGUUCACUGAUUUUGUUAAUGAUGUCAAGGAUUACCUGGAAGAUAUGAAGGAAUACCAAAAUAAUAAUGAAAAGCUUUUUGAGGAUUUGGACAAAUAUGUCUACAGAUACUACUUUCAUUAUGAUAAUUCACCCCAAUAUGGACCCAGUCGACCUAAAAGGCCUUUUACACAAACUGAAAAUUCCAGACAUGAAAAACAAGCUCAGAAGUACCACCACCGUAAUAAAAGAGAAGGUAAAUGGCAUAAACAUGGACGCAGUAAUGGAAGACACAUGGCAAAUCUUGAAAUAGAAUUGGGGCAAUUACCCUUUGAUCCAAAAUAUUGAGUAAUUUAUGGUAAAAAUAAGAUUAGAAUUAAUAAUUCACAUCCUCUCCAGAAACUAACUGUUUCUCCACAAAGCAUCAAGAUGCAAGUUUUUUCUCUAAACAAUUUGAUUUUUACACAUUUUUGUUAAAAGGCAGAAUUCAAGCUUUCUAAUUUGCAUAUUCUGUACUGUUGCUUUAACUGUUCUUUGGAAGUGAUGAUAGUUUGGGUGCAAGCAGUAUUGUUGCAGAAACUAGGCAUGCCAUGACCUGUGUAUGAAAAAUAUGCUUAAUUGCAUUCCAUUAGUGUAGUUCAAGUUUGAGUCAUGCGUAAUGUACCAAUAAUUAACUCAGAUGUUUGAUAUACUAACUUCAUCUCAUCCUUCAAAAAAUAGGUCUACAUUAUGGUAAUGUAUUUGUUAGUGUUUUGUAAUCUUAUACUUGCUUCUUGUCUUUGGGGGGGUUCAAGAGCCUGUUGAAUUGUGAAGAAUUUGCUGUGCUGCAUUCUAAUCAGCUUGCUGAUUUAAGCACUUUAAAUGUCUUGCAUAUCUGCAUACUGUAGAAGAAAAAUAAAGAGACAUUGUGGGUAAAAGUCUUUAUUUAUAAACAAACCUAGCCUAGCUGUGCAGUUC
Opisthocomus hoazin is the source of this 3162-nucleotide messenger RNA. Lineage: Eukaryota; Metazoa; Chordata; Aves; Opisthocomiformes; Opisthocomidae. The record is from RefSeq and is a predicted model, not a curated record.